This is a messenger RNA of Aspergillus japonicus CBS 114.51, 1530 nucleotides long. RefSeq names its product fungal specific transcription factor domain-containing protein. The transcript has 3 exons. The annotation marks the transcript as partial. NCBI's taxonomy places the organism in Eukaryota, Fungi, Ascomycota, Eurotiomycetes, Eurotiales, Aspergillaceae. The record is from RefSeq and is a predicted model, not a curated record.
AUCCCGCUGCUGUCAUUUGCCGCCCCCAAAAUGCUCGACGCUAAUAGAAGAGUGUCGCAAGUCCUGAGCACCGUCGUCCCAUUCGGAGCCCCGUGGGCCAAGCAAAUGACCUCAUACAGUGCUCCAACAACGUCCUUGCAUCCAGCAAGAGUCUCGUCAAAGUUACCCGACCGCUUCAUCACCGAAGCGUCAAUUGCAUUCUAUGCAACAAAUAGGACGGGGCUGUUGCGCGCAGUAUCUAGUAUGGACAUGGUGAUAUCGGCUGUAGAGACGGCUUAUUCCGACUCCCCCAGUCAGUCUAUAGACGAGGUCAAUAUGACUCAUGCAUUAGUGUAUGCCUUUGUGGCGUUCUGUUCACUAGCAGGCCAUAGCCAGGAGAGGAACUACCCGGUCGAUGGCAAAGGAUUGGCAUUGGAGGCAAGACGCCUAUUACCGAUCGCUGGGCGCAGCCCGUCGUCUCCCAAAUCGCUUCAAGUGUGGCUUCUACUGGUAAACGCUAAACAGGCCCUAUGUCACUGUGUGCUCGGAGAACUUCUAGAAGCUUGGGAGACGUUUGGCACCAUAGCUUCUCAGUUGACCGAGCUGGCUAUCAAAUGCCACUUCUUCGAGUCAUCUUCCGAAAGCCUGCCACCGGAGCCAGAUGCCGAGAAUGAACACCGGUUCGUACUACGGGAUCUACUCUGGAUCAGCCUGAUGGUCGAUAACGAAAUCUUUCUGCGAACGGGACAGCCGCCGCUGAUUCUAGCCAAGUUGGCUGCUACCAUCCUGCCCUGUGACUAUGAAUCUUCCCCCCAAUUUCUGGCGAGCUUUCUUCCUCCCCGUACCGCAGACCCCCGCGCGGACGUCUACAUCUACAUGGCCGAUCUCACGCUACACGUCUCUCGACUCUAUAUCUCGCUAUACGCGCCAGAAGCCUUCGCGAAAUCCAGCAUUGAACUUCUACAGACAAUCAUAUCACUAGACAACCAGCUAGAGGAAUGGCGCCUGAGUAUCCCCAAGCCUUUCCGGCCAACUAUCCACGUAUUCAAACUGCCGACCCACUCACUUUGCGACAUCGACCUCUUGCUCCUGAACCUGAAGUUUCACCACACUCUGGGAUGUAUCCACCAGGUGGUACAUCGCUGUCAGUCGUGGGCGGGGGAGACGGCCAGCUCCCGCGACGCCCUGGAGUCCAGCCUCAGCAUCUCCCUUCAAGCAAGUGUUUCAUCGUUGGAACUCUUGCGAGCAACGAAGCUGGCUCUCAAUCCGGAAAUGUUCUGGUUUCUGUGUUUCUACCUUCUUUCGGCCCACCUCAAUUUAUUUUGCCGAAUCGUCGCCAACCCCUUAGAUUGCGAGAGCCGCUCCCACCUGCAAAUCCUACGAGCGUCCCCGGUUUCGCUCCGCCGGAUCGAUACUCGCCAUCUUACGCGCGCCGAGGUUGAGCAUCUGUCAGUUCUGGUCGAAUUCUGUACAGACCUGGUGACCCGUGCGGAGCGUGAGGUUGCGGGGGCCAGUCUGGUCGAAGAGGGACGAGUCAAUGAGGCAGAAUGA